This is a messenger RNA of Entrophospora candida, 613 nucleotides long. NCBI's taxonomy places the organism in Eukaryota, Fungi, Glomeromycota, Glomeromycetes, Entrophosporales, Entrophosporaceae. The record is from the annotation of a GenBank genome assembly.
CCCUUUGUUCGGUGCAGUAACUGGUCCAUGUUCCGUUCCUUCAAGAAGCCAAGACGAUGGGCAUUACUUCACGUUGUCCCGUAAAACUUAUAAUCCAUUUACCGGUGCGCAUGUCGUGAUGGAUGUUCCGUGCUUUUAUGAACCUGAGAAUGGCCGUCAUAUUAAUGUUGCAAAUGCCACGAACGGCAAAGCCAUUUUUUCCACUGCGGGAGAGCUCUUUGUUGGGAAGAAGCUCGUGCAGAUUAUUGCGACCGAAAUUGAAUGGACGUACCCGGCCGUCGAAAGGGCCACCACUGCCACCGGUGAAGAUAAAGGAUCCUGGCGUAAAAAAGUAAAAUCAAAGCGCAUGGACUUUGAAGAAAAAUAUGUGAAAGGUUCUGGUAACCAGAAAAAAAGACCCGCAAAUUAUCAUUACGAUGGUUAUAAUAAUAACGGAGAGUCCAGCACCAGCAGAGGCGCACCCAUGAAUUGUAACGAACCAAUAUCAACCAAGUUGGUGGAUGCAGUGAGCGUAGUCACCAACAACAAAGGAAAAGGUCAUGAGGGGGGAGACGAAAGUUUGGACAUCGAGAGAUCCAUGAAUUCUUGUGGUGAAAAUUCAGACACUGAAUGA